Messenger RNA from Sparassis crispa, 498 nucleotides. RefSeq names its product Damage response protein. Bases 1 to 498 code for a protein of 165 amino acids. The record is from RefSeq and is a predicted model, not a curated record. Gene Ontology annotation, cellular component: membrane; endomembrane system. The transcript is spliced from 5 exons. Lineage: Eukaryota; Fungi; Basidiomycota; Agaricomycetes; Polyporales; Sparassidaceae.
AUGGCGUUCGACCUAGGUACUCCGGUAAACACUGCUCUACUCAUAUAUAUUCUUUACUUGCUGCAGCGGAUUGUUUUUCCCUCUAAUUCGAUCUCCAAAACCAUCCCAACCGAGUUUAAGAACGGCUACUCAUGGAUGCCCAAGUCGCACCCUCCCACGUUACUCUACCAGACUUACACUCCGAAGACACUCUCACCGUUCAAUGGUGAGGACGGGAAGCGCAUACUUUUGGCAAUCGACGGAGUGGUGUAUGACGUGACGGCUGGGAGGAAUUUCUAUGGACCCAAUGGGAUGUACGCGAACUUUUCAGGUCGAGACGCGUCUCGCGGGAUGGCUAAACAAUCGUUCGAACUCGACAUGCUGACCCCAAUCGAUCAACCGCUCGACAAAUUAGACGAUCUUACUCCCGCUGAGAUUGACAACAUGAAAGGCUGGAUGGAACACUUCUCUACCAAGUAUAUUGUUUGCGGGAAGCUAGUAGAGAAUGACGCGGUUUGA